AUGUCCUCUCCAGGAUCAACUGAUGACUACGGACCGGUACUCAACGGCACGAUCUGGCUGCUCACGGCUCUAGCCGCAUGUUUCCUUAUUCUACGAGCAUAUCUUAAGCUGCGAAGCCGUCGGGCCCUAUGGUGGGAUGACUACGUCCUGAUUAUCAGCUUGAUCACUCUGGUGGCGUCGAGCGCGCUACAGUCCGUGUGUGUCAGCCUGGGAUUCGGUAAGCAUAACGCCGACAUACCAGCAGCCGAGUUCCAGAGCAUCCUCCUCCUCGGCAACGCGGCCGGGUUCGCGUCCAUUCUGGCAGCCAUGUGGAGCAAGACAUCAUUUGCUAUGACGCUGCUAGGUGUAUCGAAGGGCUGGGCAAAGUGCUUUAUCUGGUUCAUCAUCAUUAGCGUACACAUCGUCCUUGGCGCCAACGCUACAAUCCAGUGGAUCCAAUGUUGGCCAAUUGAAAAGUAUUGGGAGCAAACAAUACCGGGCAAAUGUUGGCCUAGGUUGGUUCUUAUUGAGUAUAAUAUCUUUGCAGCUGGGUAUUCGGGCACGAUGGACAUCGUUCUCUCGCUGCUUCCGUGGCGGCUUUUGCGGAAUGUUGCCAUCAACAAGAAGGAAAAAAUCCGCGCAAUCUUCGCCUUGAGUUUGGGUAUCUUUGCCGGCAUCACAUCUUAUCUGAAGAUAAUUACUAUCCCGGCUAUCGGUAGUAACGACAUUAUCGAUGCUGUCGGUUUAUUAAUAUUCGGCACGGCGGAGAGCGCCAUCACCAUCAUGGCCGUAUCGAUACCUGUCGUCAGGACAGUUCUUCUCGAGUGUCAGGAUUCGCGUCGACAGCUUAUCCAGGGUAUAGAAGGCAAGCUUGAUGAUUCAACGGAUAGCUUCUCAGGCGUGGAAGAGGGUAAAAAACCGGAAGCUGCGAUCGAUGCGAGACUCUCCAGAUAG
This is a messenger RNA of Scedosporium apiospermum, 933 nucleotides long. RefSeq lists its product as uncharacterized. Lineage: Eukaryota; Fungi; Ascomycota; Sordariomycetes; Microascales; Microascaceae. The coding region runs from base 1 to 933 and encodes 310 amino acids. The transcript has 5 exons. The record is from RefSeq and is a predicted model, not a curated record.